AUGCCUUUGCAGACAGUGAUUACCACUGUGUUCUCACUCCCGAAGCAGAAUGGCCUGUACCAAGCCGACAGCGCGCAAAUCGACUGGCGGAAGAGCGCUCCUGCCACCGGCGGAAGGAACAAGCCUCAUCGCUACCGGCCCGGCACCGUGGCUCUGAGGGAGAUCCGGCGCUACCAGAAAUCCACCGAGCUGCUCAUCCGCAAACUUCCCUUCCAGCGCCUGUUCCGGGAGAUUGCUCAGGACUUCAAAACCGAUCUGCGUUUCCAGAGCUCGGCCGUCAUGUCCCUGCAGGAGGCAAGUGAGGCUUACCUGGUCGGGCUCUUUGAGGACACUAACCUGUGCGCCAUCCACGCCAAGCGAGUCACCAUUAUGCCCAAGGAAAUCCAGUUGGCCCGCCGCAUACGCGGGGAGCGCGCCUAA
This is a messenger RNA of Hypanus sabinus (Atlantic stingray), 420 nucleotides long. RefSeq lists its product as uncharacterized. Bases 1 to 420 code for a protein of 139 amino acids. The transcript has 2 exons. Gene Ontology annotation, cellular component: nucleosome. Gene Ontology annotation, molecular function: DNA binding; protein heterodimerization activity; structural constituent of chromatin. The record is from RefSeq and is a predicted model, not a curated record. Lineage: Eukaryota; Metazoa; Chordata; Chondrichthyes; Myliobatiformes; Dasyatidae.